Lampris incognitus (smalleye Pacific opah) is the source of this 1449-nucleotide messenger RNA. RefSeq names its product brain and acute leukemia cytoplasmic protein. Lineage: Eukaryota; Metazoa; Chordata; Actinopteri; Lampriformes; Lampridae. The transcript has 3 exons. Gene Ontology annotation, cellular component: cytoplasm. Bases 162 to 542 code for a protein of 126 amino acids. The record is from RefSeq and is a predicted model, not a curated record.
UGGCGUCGGAAUGGAAACCGGUACACCGAGGAAUACGUAGAGAUUCAUGGUGUUGCUGUCAUCCUGGAGAGAAAAAAAACAACAACAGAGGGCGGUCCUUUUUUGUGUUGUUUGUUUUCCUCGUCUGUCGUUUGAUAACACCUGCCGUGGAUGAAAUUUCAAUGGGUUGUGGAGGGAGCCGGGCGGACGCGAUUAUCGAGCCGAGGUACCAUGAAAGCUGGACGAGAGAGACGGAGUCAACGUGGCUCACCAACACCGACAUAGAAACCCCUCUGCCCGGAACAAACGGUAAGGGUCUGGAGGGCAGUCUGAAGGAGAAGAGGUUGGUUAACACAGGGACCCAGUGUGGGAAACAGCCCCUCACCACCACAGGGUCCAGCCACCAGAGAAGACCCCGGCGUUCCUUAAAUGAUGUACAGACCACCCGUGACUGCAAAAGGAGGGCAUCAAAAGAAGCCAAUGCUCCUACCAAGGAUGGCCAGCCCCUCAGUACCAAUGGUAGUGGAGCUACUGAUUCUGGGAAAGUGUGUGAUGAAAGAUGAAGAAGAAAGUCGAUAAGGAAGAUGGGAUGAUGGUUUACAUUGUAGUGUGGAUGAUGUGUGCCUGUGACUCAACAUGGUCUCUUGGCCAUCUUUUUGAGGGAUUUCUGACAUACACACAUGCACAUGUAUCCAUCCACAGACCUGGGGAUGCUGCAUCUUUGUUGUGCCAUUGUGUAUACGCACGUGUAAAAUGGAGACUUGCUGCUAAACAGUGCUCAUACACUCUACUGUGCUGUUUCCCAUGCUUAUGGUGCUGGCCAAGAAUUGUGUCUGUAGUGUUCAGUGAACAAUAAGAUAUUAACCGACAGACUAUAUAUGUAUGCACAUGAUAGUCUUAAUCUGCACAUCAUCUAAUUGCUUCAAUCAUGUAUGCAAGAGUACGCCCAUCUUGAAUGAAUGGAAUAGCAGCAGAGAAACCAAUGAUAAUGCUGUUCAAUCUUAGUAAAUGUAUUAUUUACUUUUAGAUGAACCUGAAGUGCUGUUCAGAUAUGGAGGUCCCGAAGUUUGAAACUUGAAUGCUGAGUGAGGACUAUUUUUAUACAGGGCUUUGGAAGUUAACAAAACAAAAUACCCGCAUGUGCCUAUAUGCCUUAUGUCAGUAUGACUUGCUCCUGUGCUCACCAUGACAGGGAAAUUAUUCUUUGUGCUCAGUCAGUGUCCGUUAGCUUACGUACAUGUUUAUUUGUCAUGUUAUAUAAUAUUACAUGGUAGUAACAUGAUAUUUUGCACCCUAUAGUAACAUCAUGGGUUAAUGAAAGUAGGCCAUUUAGCAUUUUCAAUGGUUUCAAAACCAUUUUCGGUGGUUUCAGUCCCAUUGUCCAGAAACUUGUGACGCAACAGUUUGAUGAGACUAAAAUAUUUUUUGUCCAUGCAUUUUACAUGAAUAUAAGGCAUGUGUUAAUGUAAU